Molecule: messenger RNA, 399 nt
Organism: Cyphellophora europaea CBS 101466
Lineage: Eukaryota; Fungi; Ascomycota; Eurotiomycetes; Chaetothyriales; Cyphellophoraceae
Exons: 1
Coding region: 1-399 (132 amino acids)
Source: RefSeq, a predicted model, not a curated record
AUGGAGUAUCUGAAGGCGGCCGGCAUUUUCAUUGGCAAUACCCCUGCCACCGGCGGCGCCGGGCCCCAGGGUCUACCUGAAGCCAUUGCCAGUCUCCUCAACCCCCAGAUUAUAGCUAGUAAUACCCCUGAGGCGGUGGUUCCUGUCCCUAAUGAGCAAGUAUCGCCCAAAGGCUACAUGCUUUAUCCACAAGCCAUUGUACCUACAGGUACCAUAAGCUCUGUUGAACUUCUGUGUCGCUUCCGCGUGGUCUCUAGCAACUACCUGAACCGCCCAUUCCAACUGGCCAGCAAUCUCUGUAGUAGCAAGAGUGCUCUGCUCACCAACAAUAACAUGAACGAUAUCUGGACCUUCUUUAAUAAGCACUUCUUUAGCGGUAAAGCCCUUGCUCACAUCUAG